CAGCGCUGGCGUGGCGGUUCACAACGCUCGCCUCAACAUCUAUGGUGCGCCGGUCGUGCGUCCGAUGGAGCCACAAACUGCGGUCGCUGGCGAGACUUUCGUGGUUACUUGCCCCGUUGGCGGAUAUCCUUAUGAGAAAAUUACGUGGCAGAAAGAUGGCGUGAGUCUGCCAUCUGACCACCGUCAGCGAGUGCACAGUAACGGCACGCUGUCAGUGUCAGCUGUCUCGCGCCUGGCUGACGAAGGCCGUUACGCAUGCACGGUGCGUGACAGACAAGGGACGUCGGGCGUUUUAGCGGGCGACCGCGUGAUGGUAGGCUGUUACGUGAACAAGGGCGACCCGCCCAUCCAAAUAUCAUGGGACAAGGAUGGCGUAGCUCUGCACCACAAUAACCUCGCCGGGGUCACAGUGCAAGACAAGGGAGAGUUCUGGAGUGUCCUGGAGCUGGCACCCAUAGAGAUCACCCAUGCUGGAGUGUAUACCUGCACUGCUAGGAACCAUUGGGCUUCGCAAUCCAGAAAUGCAACUUUGAUAGUCAAUGUUCCCCCUCGACUCGCACCAAUAGUUUUCACGGGCGGCAACAGGGCCGGCCAGAGGGUACAAGCAAUCUGUUCUUUGGAGGAGGGAGAUCCUCCAAUAACCAUGCGCUGGCUCAAGAACGGCAUCCAUCUUUUGGAAUCCAAUGAAGAUCUCCACAUCUCGCAAGCUAACGAUUUCACCACGAUCCUUGUGAUCAAGAAGACCAGGGAAGACAGUUCCGGCAACUACUCUUGCUCAGCCGGCAACUCCGCAAGAACUGCAGUAGUCUACACAGCUCUUACCAUAAGUGUCCCCCCAACAUGGGUGAUUGAGCCCAUGGACGCAACAGUUCCCCUCGGGGAGUCUCUGAGCGUGGCGUGCAGUGCUCACGGCUUCCCUCAACCCACCGUCACUUGGCGCAGGAAAGCUGCGUCAGGCGAGUGGAGCGCAGACUUCCGUGGAGGCGCAGUGUGGCGCGGCCACGGCGGUAACGCGACCCUGUCCCUGCCGCGCGCGGCCCUCGCGCACGAAGGUCGCUACCUCUGCCAAGCUACCAACGACGUCGGUGCCGGUCUCUCCAAGAUUAUUUCAGUUACCGUUGAUGGUGAGCUUAGCAGGCACGGCGCGCAGGCCGAAGACUCAGGACCACGCGAGGCCGCGUCCGUGUUCACCGUAAGCGACGCCCGCCCGGACGACGCCGGCCUCUACAUCUGCGAGGCCUCCAACGCUCACGGCACCCGCACGGCAGACUUCAGCCUACAUGUUAUGGACGUGCCCGCUGCCCCCGUGGGGUUGUCGGUGGCGGGGGAAGGCUCCCGUCAUGUGGCCCUGCAAUGGGUGGCGCCUACAUCACCCACGGGGGAGCAGGCCAUCAUCACUGCAUACAGAGUGUCAUACUCCACUGAUGAAGGUUUUAAUGGACACGUGCGAGUGGAUGCACCACUUGCGAGGGUAGAAGGUUUACUGCCAGCGACGGUCUACAGGUUCAGUGUCGUGGCUGAGAACAGAGUGGGUAGCAGCCAGGCAUCCCUGCCUGUCAUCCAUAAAACCUUGCAGGAAAAACCAUCGGGAUUCCCAAGGAGCGUCAAGAUUGUAAGCGCGACAGCCAAUAGCUUCAGGUUGACUUGGUUGCCUCCUCUGCCUAACGCAACCCACGGUACCUUGCUUGGCUACCAUCUGGGCAUCAGGCUUAACAGUUUGAGCAGGCGAGACGACGUCUCAUCCUACAGCUUCCUUACCAUCAAGCUUGCGGAUGGCGAAGAAGCGUCCGCGGGGGCGGUUGAGUACUCGGCCAAGCAGCUCACCUCGCUUGUGGAUGAGAUGCCCAGCAUGCCGACAGCCCUCGCAGGGAACAUCUCAGUGGACGAUGUAGGCUCGACAGGCGGGCUGAUGGAGGCCACAGUGAGAGGCCUGGAGCCGUUCACCAGCUACGCGGUCCUGCUGAGGCCCUUCAAUGCCAUGGGACUAGGGCCUCCAUCACCCCCUGUCACCGCCACCACCGCUGAGGACAAACCCUCGUCGCCGCCGUCCCACGUGACAUGUGACGGCGUGACAGCGUCGUCGCUGCUGGUGUCCUGGUCGCCGCCCACGCACGGCGCCAACGGCGUCAUCACGAGCUACAGGAUCGUGUACCGGCGGCUCAUGGAUGCGCAAAGUGACGCAUUGGUGAACCUACCAUUAUCUCCGGCCACAUCACCGACCAUUGGUCACCAUUACCUCAGCAUUGGUACCAACGGGUACUCUGGUACUGACAGCAGUGCAGGUGGUGUGAUGGUCAUCACAGAGGGACUAAUGGCAAGGCUGGUGUCACUAAAGGCAUACAGUAACUACUCAGUGGCAGUGGCAGCGGCCACUGCCAUCGGCACAGGAGUAAUGAGUGAACCUCUUAUCUGCACUACUGAACAAGAUGACAACAGCGAAUCUUCCCCCGUCGUGGAGGCCCACACGAAGGGUCGGCCCCCGGAACCUCCCCCGCAGUUCCAGUUCAUCACAACGAACAGCACCCAAGCCACCCUCUACCUCACCCAGUGGGAGAACGGGGGCUGUCCCAUCACACACUUUAGGGUGCAGUACCGCAAGCACCGGGUGAACGACUGGACCACGGUUAGCAAUUCAGUUCCGGUGCAUCGCACCUACGCGGUGUCGAACCUGGAGCCCGGGCAACAAUACGAAGUGCGGGUGACCGCACACAACUCUGCGGGUGCCACCCCUGCCACCUAUAGCGUGGCCACCCCACUGCUGCACGGUGCCGUGAAGGCAGGCGUGUGGUCGGUGGGUGGUACAGUGGGUGUGGCGUGGAAGCAAGACGUGAGGCUACCGUGUCGGGUGACUGGGGAACCCAAGCCCACUACCACCUGGACCCAUCGCGCUGGUCCAGUCCACUUCGACAGCCGCACGUCUGUGGUUGACGACUUCUUACGGCUGCUGGACGUACAGCGCAGCAGCGCCGGGCGCUACGAGUGCACCGCAGUCAACGAGCAUGGCUCCGACUCUGUCGUAUACGACCUCAGGGUGCUCAAGCCACAGGUGGCGACACGAAGGAGGUGCGAGUGGCAGACGAGAGCCACACGGUGUCAGGCCUCAAGUGUGGCUCUCUGUAUCACUUCUUCGCCACCGCGCGCAAUGCUAUCGACAACAGCGAAUCUUCCCCCGUCGUGGAGGCCCACACGAAGGGGCGGCCCCCAGAACCUCCCCCGCAGUUCCAGUUCAUCACAACGAACAGCACCCAAGCCACCCUUUACCUCACCCAGUGGGAGAACGGGGGCUGUCCCAUCACACACUUUAGGGUGCAGUACCGCAAGCACCGGGUGAACGACUGGACCACGGUUAGCAAUUCAGUUCCGGUGCAUCGCACCUACGCGGUGUCGAACCUGGAGCCCGGGCAACAAUACGAAGUGCGGGUGACCGCACACAACUCUGCGGGUGCCACCCCUGCCACCUAUAGCGUGGCCACCCCACUGCUGCACGGUGCCGGUGACCAGCGCACUCCAUGUGGGAUGAUAGCGCCAAUUGACAGCGGCUGGGACGCCGGGGUGAUGAGUGAUGUCACCACAAACGAGUCGUUGUGGGAGGACCCACGGGUGAUGGUGCCGGCAGUGGUGUCGGCCACGGCCCUCAUCUUCACAGUCAUCACACUCUGCGUCUGCACUAGAAGAAGCAAACCUCGGGAGGAGGCAGCGGCGGAGCCUAAGAAGUCCCUGCCUGAGGUCGAGCGGGCGACGCUCGUCAAGCAAAAGCCGCCCGUGAGAACCUUGUCUCCUGAGCCCCAGAACCUGGCGCCUGCAAGUCCUGGCGAAGCGAUGGAUGAAGACGUGUACCACUACGCCUCCUCCAGCUAUCAGUUCGGGCGGAUGAGUCCACCACCACCUGCACCAUCCUCCCCAAUCCGCGGUUACCCUCAACCAUCAAAUACCACACCACCUACACGCCGGGUCGACAAGUACCAAUCUCCGCAGUACCACCCGAACUUCCCAAAAGAUUCCAGCAACUACCAAAAGUUUGCUCACUCUGAAACUCCUGACGUGACGUUCCAGAACCCAGGCACACCGUCACGCCAGAUUCGUCUUCUGCAGCAAACGCCUGCAGAGGGCAGUCGGUAUACCAAGCAGGUGAUGGGGAUGACGAAGAACGCUGCCCAGCAACAGGGGUUCAUGGCUGUUGUUUACCAGGCGCCUUCCCUGCACGAUGUUGAUGGUGCGAAUAAUAUGAACCGCUGUGGCUCGUACGAAACCCUGUCCCAGCGAACCACUGACGGUGACUCAGACUACGGCUCUGUGUUACCAUCUGGUUUGAUAGCGGACAGGACGUUGCCUUUGUAUCAGCAUUAUCGUCAGCCCAGGCAUAAGCUGCCUAAGCAAUCCAAUUCUCAGGACCCCGAAACCAAUAUAAAUGAGCACUGCCUCUACGACAAGCAGGCCGAGCAACAAUUGUACCAGAAACAUCAGUUAUCGAAAACCAAAGGCAGACUCGGUCAAAUGACCAACAAAAAUACCCCGAAACAAAGACCACAACAAGAACUACCCCGACAAGUGUGAAGUUAUUUGCCGAACGCAAAUUAAAUGUACAUUAUAUAUGUUAAGUGUAUUUUAUAACAGCGUCUGUAUUAUGAAAGUAACUUUUCUGCGCUUACAUAUAUAUAGUAGUAUAUCAAAUUUACUCUAUAUUGAGAAAUAAGAUAAUUCAAUCUCAUUGUAUGUAUCGUGCCCUAUGAAUAAAGAUUUAAUCUCAUAAUACAGUGUAAAUCUGGUAAUUAGCUGAGGAAAAAAUCAAUUACAUGCGGAACUAAUCAGUGGAUAUGUUAAAUGGUGUGAGCCGAGAACAAGAUUUUGCCCGUUUGACUUAUAUGAAUAAAGUGAAAAUUUUUCUUUUGAACUUCACGUAUUCUCUGAAAAAAUACAUGGAAACUUUUAAAUUUUUCAAUUGAUGAUGUAUUUUUUCAAUGAUAAAGGUUUCCUCGAACUUAGUAUCAUUAAAAUAACAUCUUAUUUACUAUUAUUAUACUCCGCCUUCGGACAAAGAUCUGCAUUAAACUCUGUUUAUGUCGGAAUGUGUUA
This is a messenger RNA of Hyalella azteca, 5073 nucleotides long. Its product is annotated as Down syndrome cell adhesion molecule-like protein Dscam2. Gene Ontology annotation, biological process: axon guidance; cell-cell adhesion. The record is from RefSeq and is a predicted model, not a curated record. Lineage: Eukaryota; Metazoa; Arthropoda; Malacostraca; Amphipoda; Hyalellidae. Gene Ontology annotation, cellular component: axon; plasma membrane. Gene Ontology annotation, molecular function: protein binding.